GAUAUUGUUCAUAUACUGAGUUUCAGCAGCAGAGGUCUGCAAGUACGUUAUUUAUUCUCUAUUCUAUACGUUUUUAUUCUGCCGGCGGUGUCUUGGGCAUUUUUUGGUGUUAACGAAUGUUAAAGAGCGUUUGACCUUAACAUUGCUAAGAGGAGCUUAAGCCAGGUGAAUGUUGGGAGUUCGAGCCCUGUUUGGCAUCGGUCUUCUCGUGACGUCGCGAGGAGUCUCCGUCCUGACCCAUACAGGAGCAUGCGCGCGUGUUGCCAGCGACAUCUACACUAAAGAUCUCGCUCACAGACAGGCUUGCACCAUGGCCAAUACAAUCAAGUACCUGGGCCAAGAAGAGGCUCAGCACAUUGACGAGGAGCUGUUCAACGAGUACAGCUUCAGUGUGGAUCAGUUAAUGGAGCUGGCCGGUCUCAGCUGUGCCUCAGCUGUGUCAAAGGGCUAUCCUGUGCAAUCGCUGCUCAAGAGCACACCUAGAGUCCUGGUGAUCUGUGGACCGGGAAAUAACGGAGGCGAUGGGUUGGUUUGUGCUAGACAUCUCAAACUGUUUGGAUAUGAGCCUUCCGUAUUGUACCCAAAGCGCCCCAGCAAACAGCUGUUCCAGAAUCUUACCACCCAGUGUGAGAAGAUGGAUAUAUCCUUCCUGACAGAGAUGCCUGAGGCUGAUGUGAUUGAUGAAGUGUAUAAUUUGGUGGUGGACGCCAUCUUUGGAUUCAGUUUUAAGGGUGCUGUGCGAGAGCCUUUCGGCGACAUCCUCUCCCAGCUGAAGAAGAUAACCGUGCCCAUUGCUAGCGUUGACAUACCUUCAGGUUGGGAUGUGGAGAACGGCUGUCCUGACGGGAUUCAGCCUGACAUGCUCAUCUCCCUCACGGCCCCUAAGAAAGCAGCCAAUCACUUCAAAGGACGCUACCACUUCCUGGGAGGACGCUUCGUUCCUCCUGCGCUUGAGCAGAAGCACCAACUGAAUCUGCCUCAAUACCCGGGCACUGACUGUGUUUAUCAGCUGAACUGAGCAUUAAGCCCUUCAACUCCUUUUUGUGCGUUUGAUUAAAACAACUACAAUAACUGUAGAUAUGGAUUAAUCGGCAUCAGUCAGCAAUUGUGCAACUGCUUAUUGCCGAGCAUUGUUUCAGAAUGUUUCGGAGGAAUCGCUCUAGUUAGUUAUGUCUGAAUUUAUAAAAGUAUCAAAUUAAAAUGGAUAUUUAGGUUUUGACGUUUGACAAAGCCUGAAUAAUUACUGCA
Messenger RNA from Puntigrus tetrazona (Sumatra barb), 1248 nucleotides. RefSeq names its product NAD(P)HX epimerase (gene naxe). The record is from RefSeq and is a predicted model, not a curated record. Gene Ontology annotation, molecular function: NAD(P)HX epimerase activity. NCBI's taxonomy places the organism in Eukaryota, Metazoa, Chordata, Actinopteri, Cypriniformes, Cyprinidae. Gene Ontology annotation, cellular component: mitochondrion. Bases 170 to 1018 code for a protein of 282 amino acids. The transcript has 7 exons.